Messenger RNA from Cryptomeria japonica (Japanese cedar), 2470 nucleotides. Its product is annotated as probable glucan endo-1,3-beta-glucosidase A6. NCBI's taxonomy places the organism in Eukaryota, Viridiplantae, Streptophyta, Pinopsida, Cupressales, Cupressaceae. The record is from RefSeq and is a predicted model, not a curated record. Gene Ontology annotation, cellular component: plasma membrane. Gene Ontology annotation, biological process: carbohydrate metabolic process. Gene Ontology annotation, molecular function: hydrolase activity, hydrolyzing O-glycosyl compounds. The transcript is spliced from 3 exons. The coding region runs from base 392 to 2149 and encodes 585 amino acids.
UCUUUUCUGUGACAGAGUUCACGAGAAUUUGUUCAGAAAUCCAAACGUGUACCUGUGGAAUCCAGUUGUCACAGCUAAAGAAUUUGGUUUACUUAGUUCUGGGUAUGCAGAAAAUAUAGCCGUUAUGGGCUCAACUGGAGAGUUCUGAACAAAAUUCAAAUAAUUGCGACCAAUUUAGAGUGGUUUUCUGUCAGAGUUGGGUUAUGUGCAGUACUUUAACCAAGAAUGCAGUGUACCCAAUAUACCUUUAAAGAUUCUUGUGCGUUUUAAUAAUUCUAGGUGAGCUUCCCCUGUAUUAGUUCAGCUAUGGUUUUAUGACAAAUAUACCUGUGUUUGAUUCUUCUUCUUCACUGUAAAAGUGGAGGGAUAGCUCAGUCCAGCAGAAGAAGAAAUGGGUUUCUUUGAGGUUUAUGUCAUGGUCUGCUUCUGUCUAGUGAUUCUGCAUGGGGAUGCAACUGCAGCUGGAAAAGAAUGGAGUUCUAUUGGUAUCAACUAUGGCCGAAUCGGGAAGAACCUUCCAUCUCCUGCCGAAUCCAUCUUACUUAUGAAAUCUUUGAAAAUAGGCAAAGUAAAACUGUAUGACAGUGACUCAGAAGUACUCAAUGCCUUGGCCAACACUGGCCUCUCCGUAGUAAUAAGUGUGAAGAAUGAAGAGAUACCAAUUGUUGCCUCUAGUGUACUAAAUGCUGAUGAGUGGGUUAAACACAAUGUCUUAACACACUACCCUGCAACCAAAAUCAACACCAUAACUGUUGGGAAUGAAAUUCUUUCUGAUUACAACAAUCAGAAUAGAUGGCUUCAGUUGGUUCCUGCAAUGCAAAAUAUCUACAGCUCACUUGUCCGAUGGAACCUUGGUAAAAGGAUAAAGGUGACUACAACUGUGGCAAUGGAUGCUCUGAUGUUUUCAUCACCUCCUUCAUCAGGACAGUUUAGGGAUGACAUUGCAGAGACUGUGGUGAAACAUAUGCUAAAAUUUCUUUCCAAUUCAAAGUCCUUCUAUUUUGUUAAUGUUUACCCAUAUUUUGCAUAUUCAACCAAUGCUGAUAAAAUUCCUCUAAAUUAUACUCUGUUUGGAGAAGUCAAGACACCAGUGGAAGAUGGUGGAUUGGAGUACACUGACAUGUUAUCUGCUCAGUUGGAUGCUAAUGUAGCUGCUAUGGCAAAGUUGGGAUACCCCAAUGUCAAAAUUGCAAUUAGUGAAACAGGUUGGCCUACAGCAGGAGAUGCAGGUGCAAGUGUUGAUCUAGCAGCCACUUAUAAUAGAAGGUUAGUUGCCAGAAUGCUGGCAAAUCCACCUUUAGGCACUCCCAGAAGGCCCAGAGCAUUCGUACCCACUUAUCUCUUUGCCCUUUUUAACGAGGACAACAAGCCUGGUCCAGUCAUCGAAAGAAACUGGGGUUUGCUCUACCCAAAUGGGUCUGAAUUAUAUCAUAUAGAUAUGACUGGGAAACUUGACGAUUCAGAGUUCAAAUCCCUCAAGUCUGUUAGGCCUUUCCCUGCACAGCCUGUUGUUACCUUUCCUCGUCCUAUCCAUUCAUCUAUAAGUAGAACUUUUCCUAGGACCGGCCAAAGCCCGCCCCCAUAUUAUUCUGCUGCCCCUAUUUCCCAACCUUCUGCAGGUUACUAUCCACCUAAUGUACCAUCAAGUUCUCCAAUACCUUCUAUUCUUCCUUAUCCUCCUCCAUCUCCCAUGCCACUGUACUCUUCACCUCCACCUCCUCCUAUUGUAAACUUCCCACCACCCUGCAUGCCUUAUCCUCCAAGUAACCCAGCACCUAAUAUUCCUCCCCCCACCACACCAGUCAUAACACCACCAUCCCCACCUUCUAAUCCAAUUAGUCCAUACCCUCCAAAUCCACCAUCUACAUCUCCUGUAUAUAGCCUUUGGUGUGUAGCAAAACCCACCGUCCCAAAUUCAGUAUUGCAGAAAGCAAUGGACUACGCCUGUGGAGCUGGUGCUGAUUGUCAAUCUGUCCAGCCCAAUGGAAUGUGCUUCAUGCCCAACACGGUGGUUGCUCAUGCUUCUUAUGCUUUCAAUAGCUACUGGCAGAAAAACAAAAGAAUUGGUGGAACCUGUGAUUUUGGAGCAACUGCUAUGCUCAUUACUAUGGAUCCAAGUUAUGGAGAAUGUCGCUUUGGAUUAACAUGAAACAUUUAAAUGUUCUCCAGCAUUAUUUUCCAAUAAGAUUUAUAUAUCUCACGAGAGUCUUCAAAACAUAAUGCACAAAUCUGAAGGCUUAGGAAUUCUCCUAGUAAUUAGUAUUUUGGUUAAAGACCGACCUGUGGUCGCCUAUGUUUUUAACUAUGGGUUCAUGGCAGAAUAGUAGCAAAGUUUAGUUGCAGCUACGCAACAUGAAUGGCUAUUUUUUAGAUCCUUAUUAAGGCAUUGGUUUGUAGUUGAAAUCACUUCAAUGUGAUUUAUGUAUAUCCUAAUCUUGAACACGGAAUAUUUAACUAUAAUUUAGAGUUC